This is a messenger RNA of Lacerta agilis (Sand lizard), 924 nucleotides long. Its product is annotated as vomeronasal type-2 receptor 26-like. Gene Ontology annotation, biological process: G protein-coupled receptor signaling pathway. Lineage: Eukaryota; Metazoa; Chordata; Lepidosauria; Squamata; Lacertidae. Gene Ontology annotation, cellular component: membrane. Bases 1 to 924 code for a protein of 307 amino acids. Gene Ontology annotation, molecular function: G protein-coupled receptor activity. The record is from RefSeq and is a predicted model, not a curated record. The transcript is spliced from 2 exons.
AUGGUUUCAGCCUUGACGGAUGCAGACCACUGUAACAAGUGCCCUGAGGAUCAACAUCCAAACAGAAAUCAGGAUGGCUGUAUUGCUAAAACUAUAAGUUAUCUAUCAUAUGGAGAGACCUUGGGAAUAAUUCUGACUUCAUUUGCACUUUCCCUUUUUCUGAUCACACUUGUGGUAAUGUGGAUCUUCAUUCAACACCAGGAGACUCCCAUUGUCAAGGCCAACAACUGGAACAUCACAUGCACACUCCUCAUUUCCCUAUUGCUUUGCUUUCUCUGCUCCUUCCUAUUCAUUGGAAAGCCUGGGAAGGUGACCUGCCUUCUCCGUCAAACCAUAUUUGGGAUUGUCUUCUCCCUGGCUGUUUCUUGCGUGUUGGCAAAAACCAUCACUGUGGUUCUGGCCUUCAUGGCCACCAAGCCAGGAAACAGGAUGAGGAAAUGGGUGGGAAAGAGACUGGCAGUGUCUGUCAUCAUCCUUUGCACUCUUAUUCAAACUGGCAUCUGUGCACUGUGGUUGGCAACCUCUCCUCCCUUCCCAGAGUUUGACAUGCAUUCACAGACUACCCAAAUCAUUGUGCAGUGCAAUGAAGGAUCAGCCCCCAUGUUUUAUACUGUCCUGGGCUACAUGGGGCUUCUGGCCAUCAUCAGCUUCACUGUGGCUUUCUUGGCCAGGAAGCUGCCUGAUACUUUCAAUGAAGCCAAGCUCAUCACCUUCAGCAUGCUGGUCUUCUGCAGUGUUUGGCUGUCCUUUGUCCCCACCUACCUGAGCACCAAAGGAAAAUACAUGGUGGCUGUGGAGAUCUUCUCUAUCUUGACUUCUAGCGCUGGGUUGCUGGGUUGCAUCUUCCUCCCCAAAUUCUAUAUUAUUGUUCUGAGGCCUGAGCUGAACACCAGGGAUCAGCUUGUGAGAAAAAAAGAAUUGUGA